CUAUACUCAGAGAAAUAAAAUCGAGAGAAAGAGAUAGCCACCACAAUUGCAAACGCACCUUUUUAUGAUUUGCAGUUCAGGGGUGGUUUUCAUAAAAGUCAGGUAGACUUCAGAUAUAGUUCAAGGAAAGCACUAAAAGGAUGCAAACAUGUGCUUUGCAUACAAGAAGCAGCAUCAGGGAGAUUGGGCAGGGAUUUUGCACAUGAAGAAAAGAGGAAAAGGAGAAGAAAGGAAGAGAAGAUGAGUGGAGAAAGCAUUCACUAUAAUAGACGGAUAGUUUUGAGGAAAGGAAGGAAGGAAGGAAGGAAGGAAGGAAGGAAGGAAGGAAGGGUUUACCUGGUUAAAAAAGGAGAAACUGAACAAGGGAGGAAGAAAUGGGUAAAGAGCAAAAAUAGAUGAAUGCAGGUGAAAGAACUUUGUGUAGUGACUACAACUCUGGGGACCAGGGUUUGAUUCCCAGUUUGGCCAUGAAACCUACUGGGAGGCCUUGGGCAAGUCAUACUCUCUCAGCCUCAGAGGGAGGCAAUGGCAAACCAUCUCUGAACAAAUCUCAACCAGAAAACCCCAUGGUCCCCAUAAAGUUGGCAAUGACUUGAAGACCUACAACAGCAACAAGGAAGGAGAGAUGGGAGGAACAAUUCACUAUACCAGGUCAAUAGUUUUUAUGAAAGAAAAGAAAACCAUUCAAGUGAACAGGGGAGGAAGAAAAUAGUAAAGAGCAGAACUAGAGGAAAGAACUGGGAGGUGGCAAGCCCUGUUUUGCAAGAAGGCAAGAAAGGGAACAGAGACCCCAGUAUCAAAAUUAUAUUUCUGAGUGAGAGGAAGAGGAGAAAGCAUCAGUUUUGGAAGAAGCCAAGGUAGAGGACCAGAGAUCCCAGUGACCAGGUAUAUUUCUGAGCCUGGGAUGUGGAGAAGAAGAGAGAAAGGAUCAGUUUUGCAAGAAGGAAAGAAAGGGAACUGGAGAUCCCUGUGUCCAUCUAUAUUUCUGAGCCUGAGAGGAAGGGCAGAAAGGAUCAGUUUUGCAAGAAGGCAAGGAAGGCCACAGAUCCCUGUGUCCAGGUGUCUUUCUAAGAAAGGGAUCCAGAGAUCUUGGAGUCCAGGUUUCUUUCUGAGGCAGAGAGGGAGGGAGCAGGAGAGAAAGGGCCAUGCUCAUCCUCAGUCUGUACCAAGAUAGGCAAUGCUCUCCUCCUCUGCUCUGCUUCAUCUCCUAAUUCGGUGCAGCAGUGUCUCUCUGCCUCCCUCCUCCUCCUCCACUCCCCCCUCCCUCUCCUCUCACCACGUCAUUCGGGAUCCAGUGACGUAGGGUUCCCCCAAGCCCCCCAAAAGGAGGGGGGAGAGAGCUCUGCAGCCAUGCCCCUCCAUUGAUCUGAACACAUCUUCCCGCCCCACUUUCCUUGGCAUGCCAGUGCCCACACUCCUGACAGCCUAUAAAAGAUGGGAAGCAGGCAGUGGCUCUCCAACAGAUCCACAGGCAGAGAUCCAAGAGAGAGAGAGACAGAGAGAAGAGAGAGACCAGCCCUUAGCCACCUGGGUCUCUGGGAGCCAAGAUGUACCGCUCCACCAAAGGAGCCUCCAAGGCGAGAAGGGACCAGAUCAAUGCGGAGAUCCGGCAUCUCAAGGACCUGUUGCCCAUCGCCGAAGGGGAUAAGCUCCGGCUCUCCUACUUGCACAUCAUGUCCUUGGCGUGCAUCUACACUCGGAAGUCCAUCUUCUUCUCCAAAGGUGCAGGUUUGCAAGGCUUGGAAAGCUUGCUCUCUUCCCAAGACCUGGAGGAUUUCAUGCAGACUCUUCCCGGCUUCCUGCUGGCUUUCACCGGCGAAGGCAAACUCAUCUACGUGUCCGAAAAUGUGGCCGAACACCUGGGGCACUCCAUGGUGGAUCUGGUCGCCCAAGGAGACAGCAUCUACGAUAUCAUUGACCCAGCGGAUCACUUUGUGAUGAGGAACCAGUUGGCGUUGCCUUCCCCAGUCGAUACUGACCGACUCUUCCGCUGCCAUUUCAACACUUCCAAGACGGUUCGGCGCCAAAGCGCAGGCAACAAGCUGGUCCUGAUCCGAGGGAAGUUCCACCAGCCUCCACCUGGUUCUUACUGGUCCACUAACCCUGUCUUCACUGCCUUCUGCACCCCUCUGGACCCCAAACCCAGGAUCGGUCAGAACUCUUUCUUCUUGUCUUCUUUUGAGAGUCGCCACACCAAAGACUUGGCCAUUGUGGAUAUCUCUGAAAGUGUGAUUUUCCACUUGGGUUUUGAGAAGAGUGAGCUCUUUUGCAAGUCGUGGUACAGUCUGAUCCACCCUGAAGAUCUCAGCCAUGCGUCGGCCCAGCAUUACCGGCUGUUGGGCGAUUCGAGUGAGACUCAAGCUGAAAUGGUCAUCCGACUCCAAACCAAAGAUGGCAUAAGUUGGAUAUGGAUCUAUUCGCUGCUCCAUCUGGAGAACACCGAUGUUCCCAUCACUUGCCACAAUUAUAUCAUCAGUGAUUCUGAAGCCUGGUGUCUGAAGCAGCAACUCUCAGCUGAAGAAAACCAGGUGGCUUUUGCCCUCGGAAGCGCGCCUGCCUUCCUGGAAGGCCUCCUCUCUCCAGGGCACCUCUCCAGCCCCGACCAAGUCUUCACGCCUGUGGUUGGCACCCCAACCAGCACCGUCGUUGCCCCGUCCUUUGAAUUCAGUUCUCCCGGUGGCCCCGAUUGCCCCUUGGCUUUCGCGGAGACCUCAGCCGCUGCCGCGGCUGCUCUGCCACAAGAAGGAAUGGAGCCCGGACAUAUCUCCUCCAUGGAGGAGGCCGCUCCGGGUUCCACCCUCAGCCUUCUCAGCAAAGGCCCAAUGUUCAGCUACGUCAUCUUCCCAACUGGCUAUCAGCAGACUUUGAGAAGGGACAAUCGUGGUGGCUCCACGUCCAAAGACUUGGUUUGCACACCUCCCUACACGCCCCAUCAGGGGCCUGCCUUCCUAUUUGGAGCCCAGGAAUCAUAUGCUUCAGGCUCUACCUCCACAGCCGCACCUCCCAUGAUCCCGAACUCUACUGCCGGUGGUCCCAGUGGUCCCGCCACCGUCCCAACCACCACCACUGUCCCCACCACUACCGCCACCGAAACCACCACCUCCGAGCUGUUCUACACCCAAGAACAAUGCAGUGCUCUCUAUGAGAAGUUACCGCCUACACCGGACAGCCCUGGUAAUGGGGACUGUACCGUGAUGACCUUGCCCGAGAUCAGAGGUCCCCUCUAUAUCGACGUGCCCAUGGUGCCGGAGGGGAUCCUGACACCGGAGGCCUCGCCCAUCAAGCAGACCUUCUUCAGAUAUUCUGAAAAAGAGAAGAACGAGAUUGAACUGUUGGCCCAACACAUCAGCAGCCUGGCGGAAGCAUUCAGCUCCGUCGCCAAGGGCAGCCAGGUCACCCUGGACGGCCCCAUUCCGGGCAUCGUGUCCGAACUGGGCCUGGACUUCCAGCCUCUCAAGAACUGGAGGAGCAUUGACUUCUCCUCCUUGCUGGCCUGCCCAGAGGAUGACUUCCUGGAAGACGAUGAUGCCCUGGAGACCCUUCUCCAAGACCUGUCUGCCUCUCUGUUUGAGAAAGGCGGCCCGGGUCUGCGGUGCCCUCACCACCAGUUCUGCGGUGGGAAUGUCAGUAGUCCAAUCGGCUUGGACACCGAAGAUAGUAACCCCGGGGCCUUGGCUCCCUCGCCCAGCAUGGACCUGCCUCCUCCAGAAGAGCAAUGCUUUUUGGAAGAACUGGCCUCCUACGAAACAGCCUUUGAGACACGUGCCUCAAACUCUCCCUGUGACGGGUUAGAUGAGUUGUAUCAACUCCAGAGCCACAUGCAAGACGGCUUCCAUGAAGAUGGAAGCGAAAGUGACCCUUCGUUCUGAAAUAAGUCCGUGACUUACUUCUCUAAGUAUGGCAUAUUGUCAUAUCCCAUGGACCUUUUCCUGCUUGAAAACCCCGGAAAGCCUUCCGAAGACGACGCAAAAGGAUGAUCGUAUUUUUCCCCAGCAUCCGGGGGAAAAGGGGUUUUUCGGUGGGGUAAAAAGAGAGAGACUUUUUUUGUGGGUUGUUUUUUUAAAGAAAAAAUAACAAAAGCAAAAAAAUUAUAUAUAUAUAUAAAUGUUAUUUUGAUUCUGAGACAUCGACGCUAGGCUAGCUGAUCUGAGCUAAGGGAAGGACGGUUGUAAGUGGACUUACACAUCUUACUGUAUUCACUCGUAGUGAAUCAUCUUGUAUGUAAUUUACUAAGAAAUCCGAGGCGGGGGGACCUUGCGCCAAGCUGCUUCCGGGGCCAUUCAACGUAGCGUUGGAGCGAAGCGCCCGCAGAGCCAGUUUGCGCAUUCCCGACGUGUCCCCCGCCUCCCCGAGAAAAGAACGUGUAGGUGGUAAAUAGAACCUACUAUAGUAUGGGCCCAUGGCUGGUGAUUACGAUACUUAAUUUUAAUAUAUAUAUUUUACUCCUUGUGGCUAUUCUCUUGCCAAUUGCGUUUCUGUUCCCAAAAGGAGUCUUCAAGCCCAAACCUUAGCUCUUCCCUUUCCUAAGGGGUUGUCCUUCCUGUUAUUAUUAUUGGCCAAAAUCCUGUCGGAGACGUAGGUCUUUGUAAGCAGGACUUACGUCUUGCGGGGGGUUAGAGUUGGGACGUAAAGGGCUGGCGUUACCUUACUAUGUCGCAGCUAUUUAGCAGAGACUGAUGCACAUUGGGACACUCUUGCCGGUGUCCCAUUGUGCACCUCUGCAAUUUGCUAACAGGGUUUCUUAGCCUGCUCUGCUAUGUAGCUGUGUAGAUGUAUAUACAUGUAAUACGUAAACGACAGAGUAUUCUGGCCAAUAUUAUUAAGAGGUCGCUCUUCUUCUUUCUCAGAACUGCCCUGGGAGAUUGAGCCUGAAAUUCAGGGCAACUUGAGAAGCCAAAAUCCUGUGCCACAAUUCCAUUGUGGGUUGGGUUUUUUUUCCUGGUCACACAACCACUAAUAUGUUUUUCUUGUGCUCACUAGACAUGCAGUCGCUCCUGCAUGCGGUGGCUUGUGCGACAGUUUGGGUAGCCUGUUGCACAACUGUAUUGGAGUCCCUUGUGCAUCUAGGUGUCGGCAAGUGUGCGAUUUGCACUGGUAGAAUGACACCAUCAGAUAUGGGUUGCUGGCUGCAAUCCUAAACCUAACUCUAGGAGAGUAAGCCGCACUGAACUGGAUGGCACUUACUCUUGAGCUGGCAUGCUUAAGAUUGCACUGUUAACUAUUUCUAGUGUCAUUACCACCCAGUUUAACCACUCUUUUUUGCUUGGGAUGAGUGUCAGAACUGACUGAGAGAACAUUUGCAUUUGAACCCAGAGGUGAGGAACCUCAGGCCCUCCAGAUGUUGCUGGGCUCCAAUGUCCAUGAUCCUUCAUAACUAGCAGGUCUCAUGGGAAGCACAGUGCAAUAUUUGGAGGGCCUCACCUUUCUCGAUUUGCAAUGGUUGCAUCAUAUUUGCUAGUAACAGUUGCAACCUUAAAGCAAUGCAGAAGAGCAUAGAAUAAAUGCUACAAUUCCAAGCCUGGAACCCAAACUUCCCCUUAAGCGACAGGUUACGGGGAAGAGCUGUAGCUCAGAAGUAGAGCAUUUGCUUUGCGAAAUGCUGGAGGAACCCUAAAAAACACUGCUGCCAACACUGACCCUAAAUGGACCGACAUUUUGACUUUGUGUCAAGGCAGCUCCCAAUAUCCGCAACAGCAACUGGGUGGUAGUGAUGGGUAUACUGGUCCAAAAUGGUGGUCGGAACAGAACAGUGUCUAUAAGCUAUAAAUACUAAAUACGUUAUCGAGAUUUCCUAUUUUUCAAAAACAUCUAUUCUUUUGUAAGUUUGUGAAAUACUCUGGGAUUGUCUCCUAGUCUUGUGUUCGGAGCCAAAAUGUUGUGCCAGGCCUAUUGCUUGUUCUGCUUUUUCCCCCUUCCUCUGUCGUUUCCGUUCAAACGCAAAUAUUCGUUGAACGGUGUUCAACGUAGAAUUGUCUACGGUUAAAAGUAUCAGGAUUGAAUCCUCCAAUGAUUGUUCUGACUUUGCACUUUUGUCCAAAUGUGGCACACGAAUCGUGUAUAUUUGUAAAAUACAGGUACAUAUAUAUAUAUAUGUAUAUUGUAUAAAUAUAAGAGUGGGUUUGCUUUCUCAUUUUGAAAGGCAAACGCAAACGUCUCUAUUCUUGUACAUCGCCGGAACAGUGUCUUCUCUAUGGAUGCUUGUGUCAUGCGGAGACUUGGCCGUGACUGUGAGCAUAUUUUGGAAUAAAAGUUCAAUU
Sceloporus undulatus (fence lizard) is the source of this 6257-nucleotide messenger RNA. RefSeq names its product neuronal PAS domain protein 4 (gene NPAS4). NCBI's taxonomy places the organism in Eukaryota, Metazoa, Chordata, Lepidosauria, Squamata, Phrynosomatidae. The record is from RefSeq and is a predicted model, not a curated record. Bases 1548 to 3869 code for a protein of 773 amino acids. Gene Ontology annotation, biological process: regulation of transcription by RNA polymerase II. Gene Ontology annotation, molecular function: RNA polymerase II transcription regulatory region sequence-specific DNA binding; protein dimerization activity; DNA-binding transcription factor activity, RNA polymerase II-specific. The transcript has 8 exons.